UGAACAGAUAAAGACUGAAAGUUAUCUGACUUGCUUUUGGGAGGCACGGAGACACACUGGAUGCUCUGAUACGAGCAAAGCUGUCAUUUUAACUUUCCUUUUUACCUUUAAUGCUUAUGGAUUAUGGGAGUUUAACCAUGUGGCAGAUAGCUGAUCGGCUUCCCUGGAUUUCGCUGUGGACCUCGCUUCGUUUGGCCUGAAGAUGGAAACGCUGGAGUCGGAGCUGACCUGCCCAAUCUGUCUGGAGCUGUUCGAGGACCCUCUCCUUCUGCCCUGCGCCCACAGCCUGUGUUUCAGCUGCGCCCACCGCAUCCUGGUCUCCCACUGCACGCCCAGCGAGCCCCUGGACUCCAUCAGCGCCUUCCAGUGCCCCACCUGCCGUUAUGUCAUCACCCUCAGCCCGCGAGGCCUAGAGGGACUCAAGCGCAACGUCACCCUGCAGAACAUCAUCGACCGCUUCCAGAAGGCCUCCGUGAGCGGGCCCAACUCCCCCAGCGAGACCCGGCGGGAGCGCCCGGCCCCCGAGCCCCCCGCCAUGACCGCGCCCGGAGAGAGGGUGCAGUGCCAGUUCUGCGAGCAGGAGCCGCCGCAGGACGCAGUGAAGACCUGCGUCACGUGCGAGGUGUCGUACUGCGAGGAGUGCCUGCGCGCCACGCACCCCAACAAGAAGCCCUUCACCGGCCACCGGCUCACCGAGCCGCUGCCCGACUCCCACCUGCGCGGCCUGCUGUGCCUGGAGCACGAGGACGAGAAGGUGAACAUGUACUGCGUGACCGACGAGCAGCUCAUCUGCGCCCUCUGCAAGCUGGUGGGCCGCCACCGGGACCACCAGGUCAGCGCACUCAGCGACCGCUACGACAAGCUGAAGCAAGCCCUGGAUUCAAACCUUGGCAACCUGAUCAAGAGAAACAAUGAACUGGAAACCCUUAUGGGAAAGUUGAUUCAGACCUGCCAGCACGUGGAGGUCAAUGCUGCCCGGCAGGAGACCAGGCUGCUGGAAGAGUGUGACCUUCUGAUCGAGAUCAUCCAGCAGAGACGGCAGAUCAUCGGGACUAAGAUCAAAGAGGGGAAGGUUGUUAGGCUGCGCAAACUGGCACAGCAAAUUUCUAACUGCAAGCAGUGCAUCGAGAGGUCGUCCUCCCUCAUCACGCAGGCCGACCAGACGCUCAAGGAGACGGACCACGCCCGCUUCCUGCAGACCGCCAAGAGCAUUUCUGAGAGAGUGUCUAUGGCGACAGCGUCUUCUCAGAUCCUGAUCCCGGAAAUCAACCUGAAUGACACCUUCGACACGUUUGCGCUUGACUUCACCCGGGAGAAGAAGAUGCUGGAGAGUCUGGAUUACCUUACAGCGCCAAAUCCUCCAGGCCUCAGGGAGGAGCUGUGCACUGCGUCCUACGACACCAUCACCGUCCACUGGACGUCCGAGGAUGAGUUCAGCGUGGUGUCCUAUGAGCUGCAGUACACCAUUUUUACUGGGCAAGCCAACGUCGUCAGUCUGUGCAACUCGGCCGAUAGCUGGAUGAUCGUGCCCAACAUCAAACAGAACCACUACACUGUGCAUGGCCUGCAGAGCGGCACCAAGUACAUCUUCAUCGUCAAGGCCAUUAACCAGGCCGGCAGCCGCAACAGUGAGCCGGGCAAACUGAAGACCAACAGUCAGCCGUUUAAGCUGGACCCCAAGUCUGCUCACAGGAAGCUGAAAGUGUCACAUGACAAUCUAACGGUGGAACGGGACGAGGCAUCCUCGAAAAAGAGUCACACGCAGGACCGCUUCACCAGCCAGGGGAGCUACGGCGUGGUGGGAAACGUCUACAUCGACAGCGGGAGGCACUACUGGGAGUCUCUGAUUGGAGGAAGCACAUGGUAUGCGGUCGGCGUGGCCUACAAGUCCGCGCCGAAGCAGGAGUGGGUGGGGAAGAACUCGGCCUCGUGGGUUCUGUGCCGCUGCAACAACGCCUGGCUGGUGCGGCACAACGGCAAGGAGACGGCGGUGGAGCCCUCGCCCCACCUGCGCCGCGUGGGCGUGCUGCUGGACUACGACAGCGGCUCGCUGGCCUUCUACGACGCCGCCGCCUCCCAGCUGCUCCACACCUUCCACGUCUCCUUCGCCCAGCCCGUCUGCCCCGUCUUCAACGUGUGGAACAAGUGUCUGACCGUGCUCACCGGCCUGCCCAUCCCCGACCACCUGGAGGGGCCCGACCUGCUGGACUGAGCGCGCCCCGCGACGGAAGCUACCGGAAGCCGGCGGGAACCAGCGGGAACCACCGGAAACCACCGGAAGCAGAGGGAAACUAAACAAAUGAAAUACUCAGACUGCAUUUACUAAGAGCGGUCUAUGAUGACUGUGUGAAUUUAAUAAAGCCAUAGCUUUAAAUCUUUUAUUUUUUGUUUUUUUAGCUAUGCCGUUGCUGUACUAAAUUAAAAGAUAAUAAAUUAUUUAUGGGCGAAAAUAAUUGGAUUGGAAAAUACUACAGAUCUUUUUUUUUUUUUUUUUUUGCUUUGCACAUUAAUGUUUACUACUAUAUUUAUGCCGUAGUUGAUUUUUUGGGAGAUUAAAAAAAGUGAAAUAUAACCUUUUUUAAAAUUCUAAGGAGCCUAUGUUCGUGCAAUUCUGGGUUGCUUUUUUGGGAAGAGGUAUAAGUCACAUGAAAGUGCUGAAGCGUAAUGUUCUAAGCGAUAUUUUAUUUGUCUCUCAUCCACAUCUGCAUGUUGAUUAAACUUUUGUGAAAGUUGUAUCCAGCUGGAAAUGAUUCAGAGACAACAGUACUCUGCAUAAUGCAUGCAUGGGCUCCACAGUUCCUGUUCUUCCCUUGAAUUGCAACUGUGAUGUCACAUACCAUUGAACCAAUGGAGUUAAAGUAUGUGGCAUGGAACUUAACGUGUCAUCACCUUUCAGAUGUCUUCAUAAUAUAGGAUCAGGUGAUUGAGUUCUAUUUUCAUAAGUGUUCAUUGCUAUGACUCAUGCUCUGCUUUUAAUCUUUACAAAGGAAAUAUCAACAUUUCCGUUUGCUCUUUUCUUUUGUUUUGCUGGAUUUUGUCUUCUAUAAUGAGUUACAGAAAGUCAAAUUACUUAUAUUUUCAGUCAUUUGGUUCAUUAGUAAGGAAGAUUCUUAUUUUCUACAUUCUGCCUGGCAUUGUUAUCAUUUUAAACGUGUAUUGCUGUGAGCACUCCGACAGAGGUCCUUGCUUUGGAAGGUAAAGGUUUGUAGGCGUGAAAGCACACAAACACCUUGGACGGUGACGUCACGGGGGCCUACCCGGGACGAAGCCCUCACACAUGACUUCUGAACUGACUCGGGAUUAGUUUUCUCACGACAGAGACAAUGUUCUGAUGUGUAGUUUUGUUUCGUGUAUGCCCUGCACUCUGACGGUCGUGUGGAAUUACAGAAGAAAAGUGUGGAUUAACUGUCAUUACCUGACAGGAACUGCUGGGAGCGAUGAGACGGACACGAGGUGUGUAAUAAACCACAACAAACAAACUCGCUCUUCAUUUCACAUCCCGCCAUGUUGCCAUAGUGACCUAUUGGACAACAGAGGAUGCACUUACAAUGGGAAGCUCAUGUCUUCAGACGCAACGCAGUGCAAUUGUUUAUCCUGUACACUUUACUUGUGAAAUAAAAUGACCUGGAUCAGAA
Messenger RNA from Conger conger (European conger), 3635 nucleotides. RefSeq names its product midline 1 (gene mid1). Gene Ontology annotation, molecular function: protein binding; zinc ion binding. Bases 203 to 2212 code for a protein of 669 amino acids. The transcript has 10 exons. The record is from RefSeq and is a predicted model, not a curated record. NCBI's taxonomy places the organism in Eukaryota, Metazoa, Chordata, Actinopteri, Anguilliformes, Congridae.